AUGUGCAACACGAGACAAAACCAGCUCUCGGGACGAGCCACGUUUCUGUCAAUCACUGUUGCCCUUCUCUGUUUGAUGGCUAGUACUGUCAAGGCAUAUUCGCAGAAUGGGUUUCGCAGGUCGGCGAACAGUUUGAUGGCUCGUAGUUCCAUAAGAAGGCAACCACAAAAUGUUCCAUUCCGAGCUGGGGCCCAUCUUUUCCGAAUCAGAAAUCUAAAAGGCCCAGCGUACAGCAGGCAACAAUCUACGUUCCUCCAAGAUAACCGAUGGUUUUCUAGUACCGCAGUGCACCUAUCUGAUGUUGAAGAGAUUCCAUAUACCGGUACCGACGAAUGGUAUGACGAUUUUUACGAAGAGGACGAUUUCGAAACCUUUUUGGAAGGAUUUCAUGUCGAUUCACUAAUAAAGACACCUGAUUCGGAAUUCGACACUGAACUUAUCAUAGAAUUGGUCGGGGAUGACUGCAAUAGACUUAGCCUGACUGCAAAGAAUAUUUCUGUCCCAGUGGCACUGAUGUUGCUGGACUCGAAAGAAUUUCCGUCAAGGUCCAGAGCUCGGAAAGCAUGUCGCAAUGCAGCUAUUAUGAUUCAUAGAGGGCCGCUCAAGAUUGAUGAAACUACUGGCGAGGAAGUUUUUGAUCCGUCCAAAUGCCAAAGGGCAUUUGUUGGAGACAGGGUGUACCCUGGCGAUGUACUUGCCAAGCAUACUUCUUAUAUGGGUAAAGAAACAUACCCUCCUGUUAUAGACCACAAGAAGCCUGCCGUUGAUAUGUCAGUUGCCUUUGGGGAGGAUGAUGGUUGUGCCCCUGACAUGUUUUUACAACAGGACGAAAUCGAAAACCCUUUGGAAGAAAUGACCCCAGGUUCCAAUCCAGGAUUUUACAUCGUUUCACAAAUGAAGACACCUGACACGGAGUUUGACGUUGAGCGUAUUAAAGAAUUAAUUGGGGAUGGAGACUACAACAGACUCAAUUUGACUGCACAUAAUAUUUCUGUCCCAGUGGCACUAAUGCUGCUGGACUCGGUCGAGUAUCCGUCAAGGUCCAGAGCUCGAAAAGCUUGCCGCAAAGCAAAUAUUAUGAUUCAUAGAGGGCCACUCAAGAUUGAUGAAACUACUGGCGAGGAAGUUUUUGAUCCGUCCAAGUGCGAAAGGGCGUUGGUUGGAGACAGAGUGUACCCUGGCGACGUAAUUGCCAAGCAGACUAGGAUGGGGACAGGAAAAUACCCUGUUCUAAACCACAAGAAGCCUCCUUUUGAUUUGCCUGUUGUCUAUGAGGAUGACUAUUUUGCCAUUGUGGACAAGCCUGCUGGAAUUGUUGUGUACGCCCACAAACAAGGCGGACAUGGUGUAAUGACAGUACGAGCUGGAUUGCCAUUUGUGCUGAAGCCUCCAAAAGAAGGUAUAUUUUCUACUUUGAGACGGCCACAGCCUGUUCAUCGACUGGACAAACCCACAAGUGGAUUGCUACUUAUCGCUAAGACAAAGCCUGCCAUGGUACAUCUCUCCCUUCAAUUCAGAGAUCGAAAAGUAAGAAAAACCUACACGGCCCUGGUGAAUGGCAUUCCCGAUGAACCAGAGGCUACGGCCAUUUCGUCGGCAGAAGCCUUCAGUAUGAAUGUAGAUGUCGAUCCAGAAGACGGGUACCAAUGGCAACUGAUUGAUGAACCUCUAGAUGAGAAAAGUGCGGUAACGGUGUGGAGGUCUAUUCGCUAUGUGAAGUCUUUGAAGGCGAACCAAAACUAUUGCACCUUAGUUGAGCUUAAGCCCAAGACAGGACGAUACCACCAGCUUCGUCGCCAUAUGGCAUUGGUGGCUGAACGACCCCUUGUUGGGGAUAAGACAUAUGACGGUGGAGGUGAUGCAAUGUACCUAAGGGAGCGUGGGUUAUUCCUCUGUUCAAACAGCGUUGUCCUCGAACACCCAUACUAUAAUUCUGAAAUCGGCCGCACGGAAUUUGCAAACCUGAGCGAUGCAGCGAAACUGGAAAUGAAGGGAGUUGAGCAAGCUCCAGAUGGAACAGUCGUGGUCCGGGCCUCUAUUCCACUGCCCCAAAAGUUCGCCAGCUUUAUGAAGCGGGAGCAAUAUCGCUACGAGCAGCUACAAGAUCAAGAUCCGUGA
This is a messenger RNA of Cylindrotheca closterium, 2118 nucleotides long. The record is from the annotation of a GenBank genome assembly. NCBI's taxonomy places the organism in Eukaryota, Bacillariophyta, Bacillariophyceae, Bacillariales, Bacillariaceae.